Molecule: messenger RNA, 587 nt
Organism: Dromiciops gliroides (monito del monte)
Lineage: Eukaryota; Metazoa; Chordata; Mammalia; Microbiotheria; Microbiotheriidae
Product: dynein light chain 1, cytoplasmic-like
Exons: 1
Coding region: 172-441 (89 amino acids)
Biological process (GO): microtubule-based process; cilium assembly
Cellular component (GO): cytoplasmic dynein complex
Molecular function (GO): dynein intermediate chain binding; dynein light intermediate chain binding
Source: RefSeq, a predicted model, not a curated record
GUCGUCGUAGAACCGCACCUCACCGAUCCACCACGUCCAUACAGCCCCCUCACCCUUGCCCGCCACGGUGGGUGAAUCGUCUCCAGAAAGAAGAGACUUGAGCUCCCGACGCCUCGUGGGGCCGGCUCCGGGUUUCUGUCCCUCUGUUGAAGUGGUUGAGGAAGGGUAGCCAUGUCCGACCGCAAGGCGGUGAUCAAGAACGCGGACAUGUCGGAGGAGAUGCAGCAGGACUCGGUGGAGUGCGCCACUCAGGCCCUGGAGAAGUAUAACAUCGAGAAGGACAUCGCGGCCCACAUCAAGAAGGAGUUCGACAAGAAGUACAACCCGACCUGGCACUGCAUCGUGGGGAGGAAUUUCGGCAGUUACGUGACGCAUGAGACGAAGCACUUCAUCUACUUCUACAUGGGCCAGGUGGCCAUCCUCCUGUUCAAGUCUGGUUAGAGCACGGACUGUGUCAGCGCCUCCUCAGCCAUCCAUCCCCAUCACAAGGACUGCAACCUAAAUUCCAAAUACCAGAGACUAAACCUUCAGCCUGGCCAUGGGAACACCACAAUCGUUAAGCCUUUAUUGUGUUGUUGUUGUAUAGG